UUCACGUUUAAGCCAGCAUAGCUUGACAUUUUUUUCUCAGUCUCCACUCCCUCACUUUCUCUCAUUUUCUCUCACUUUCCGGGAAAAUAAUGUCCAAGUGCAACAAAAUCCGGCACAUUGUGAGAAUCCAGCAAAUGCUUAAACGGUGGCGUAGGAAGGCAAGAGUCACAGCAGGAGCAACAAGUUCACGUACUGCUGCUGCCCCAUCUGAUGUCCCAGUUGGCCACGUGGCAAUCUGUGUAGGAGCCAGUUGCAAAAGGUUUGUUGUACGAGCGACGUACCUUAACCAUCCCAUCUUCAAAAACUUGCUCGUCGAAGCCGAGGAAGUGUACGGCUUCAAAAACACCGGGCCGUUAACUAUCCCGUGUGACGAGGCUGUCUUCGAAGAGAUCAUCCGGGUCGUGUCGAUAUCCGACCCGAUCCAAUCGGGUCGGUUUUUAAACCUUGAUGAAAUUAAGAGAUGCUGCCACGUGGGAUUGAGGGGGAAUAUUGAGCUUUUGGGUGAAUCAACGCCGUUGCUUCAUGGUUAGGCGGUUAUGGGUUGACUCAGCGAGUUACUGAGUCGUAACAAUGUUAAUAACUUUUUUCUUAGAAUUAUUUUUUGAGGCAGUGGGUUUUUUUAACUGGGUUAUAUAGAGUUUGUUUUUCCCCCCUUAUUGGAGAUGGCAAGUAGGGGUUGGUUUUUUCACUAACCGAGUCAUCCCGAGUUGAAGAAAAAUGGGAUGGAGAGUUCCUAUCGUAUUUAUAUUUAUUUAAUUGUAAAUCAUGACUCUUUGAACUAAUUGUAGAAGAGAAAGCGUAAAAAAUUCGUACUAGAUCAAUUCUAUAAUUAACGGAUAAUAUUCUGUUAAA
Molecule: messenger RNA, 852 nt
Organism: Populus trichocarpa (black cottonwood)
Lineage: Eukaryota; Viridiplantae; Streptophyta; Magnoliopsida; Malpighiales; Salicaceae
Product: auxin-induced protein 6B
Exons: 1
Coding region: 90-530 (146 amino acids)
Biological process (GO): response to auxin
Source: RefSeq, a predicted model, not a curated record